Molecule: messenger RNA, 3415 nt
Organism: Physcomitrium patens
Lineage: Eukaryota; Viridiplantae; Streptophyta; Bryopsida; Funariales; Funariaceae
Source: RefSeq, a predicted model, not a curated record
GCAUGUGCGUGCUUGCUCCCCUCCUCGCAGCGUUGCGCUUUGUCCAUGCCUUGCUCUUCCCACAAAUGUCUGGCGUUUGCGAAAGACGGCAAUCGAAAUAGCUCUCUGGGUUUUAUUUGGUGUUGAAGGAAACAUUUGGUGGUAGAGGAAGAGGAGGAGGAGGAGGAGGAGGAGGAGAACUAGGAGGAAGCGAGGUGCAGAGGAAUAAGAGUCGUUGACUGUAUUGCAAGUAGGUUGGAGAAGUAAUGGCGGAAUCGAGGAAGGAGAGGAGUUAGUAGAUGGGUGGCGAUGGCACUCGGUUUGUUUGAUUGGAGAGCAGCGGUGUUUUCUAGAAUUGAAGGGAGUUGGUUCGAGAGCUGGAGGAAGGUGGGUGAUGAUUUUACGCGAGGGUUGGGUUAUGAAGAGGAUCAGGCGCGGGGAACUCUGUGGCUGUUGUGCUUGGCGGCGGAUUCUUGGAGGGGUUUCCUCACUGGUCGUUGAUUGUGAGGGGAUCCAGCUCUUUAAUUGCGUGAUCACAAAUAAGUGGCUGCGAACCAAGAUCGAAGCACAAUGGGAAAGGGCGGGGGGAGUGGCGGAGAUUAUGAAGCAUGCACAGUUUGCACUCGUGUAUGUCAAACCACUCACGGCAAAGGACUUCCACACUCUGUGCCGAGAUUCCUGAAAACAAUACCUGAAUAUUCUACGCCGUCCAACAAAAACUGUAACCUGCAAAUACCUGCUGCAUAUGUCAGAGAGCACAUGGGCAUGAGUAUUGAAGAGACUUACAUCCUGGAGGAUGUCACAGGGUCCGAAUGGGUGGUGAUUUCUAGCAGUGCAACGUUGAAAAAUGGCUGGAAGGCAUUUGCAGUUGAUUAUCAGUUGGAGAAGGGAGAUCAGAUUAUGUUUGGCCUCGUUGCGCCAAAGCGCUUUUAUGUGAGCGUGUUUGACAAAUCCGGCAUGGAGAAAGUUAGCACCCGGCAACAUCUGAACAGUAUGGGUUCAACGGGUACUGCGAUGGAUAAGGAAAGUGAACUGGCGCCUCAAGUUUCAAAACCCAUGAGUGGAGGUGCAGAGGAUCCAUGUACUCCCAUGAACUUGGCACAUUCCAAAGGAGCCACUCGUAGGGCAAGAUCAAAUGAUACUUCUCAGCAUAAUUCUCAGUUGCUGGUAUCCAACGAUGUCGGCGCACUUCCGUCUCGGAAUGCCUCCGAUCAAAACGGGAAUCAGAAAGGAAUCUUGUGCAAUGGGGUAUCUAUUAAUAGCCAUCUCCCUAACGAACCAGUGGACCGUCACGUGACGGAAGGUAUUGUAAUGAAUGAAUCGUCUGACGAAUCAGAAGACUCGGUACAAAUGCUCCUGGCGAAGGCUGUCCUCGCAAAGGCGAAACAAAGGAAACUGAAUAAGCGGAAAAUGAGCUGCCACAAUACCCGUCAAGCGAAGAUGGCACUAGAGGCAAUCAGCCCUGAAUGUGUAUUCAAGAAUGAGAUGUCUCAGAGCUUCGAGGAUAAAAUAAGGGCAAUGAAAUCGAAGUGUAGGAAUGCGGAAAUUGUAAGUAACAGUUUAGCGAGGUUGAGCAGUGAUAAUGUAACUAGCAGCCUUAGGGAUGAUUUUGCCACAUCACAUGAUGGCAUUGAGGCUGACUUGGCUAUACGUGAGGAGCCUCUUGAGGAUGGUAGAGUUUUGAUGAAUGGGAGUAGUCGCCAUCAAGUUGGAGUGUCCAAAGCUGGUGUUGAUCUCAGAAGAGAUGAACCCCAUAAUCAUCACGAUAGGGUUAAUGGCCUACCAGAUGAAGUAAUGAAGGAGAUCCCUCUUCCAGGUCACAAACAAAAUGAUGUCAUGACUCAAAUGACAACUCCUAGAGUGGCGACUGCGCAGGAUCCCAUUUUAAAUGGGGUUCAGGGUGAGGAGGCAGAACGUAGCGAUCAAUUCAGCCCUGUUUUUGAACCAGCCUUGGUAAAGUCGGAACCUGGUGUAAGCUUUGUGGAAGAUUUGGGGCCUGCAAUGGUAGCUGCUGGGGCACACGUGCAUGAGAACAAAAUAUGUGCAAACUGUGGUCUUCCUACUGACGCAGAGAACCUCAAAUCUGAAUUUGUUACGCCAGAAGUCUCAGAGAUUCCGAAGGACAACAACCUCAUACUUGACGCUGUCACGUCAGAAGAGCCAGAGUCUACACAUGCCAAAGGUCCAAAUUCGAGCGCUCCAAUUCCUUUCUCAGGAGAUGACAGUACAACAGAGUACCAGAAGCGGUGGGCGCACGAAGCUGCAAAAUCCUUUUCGGCCAACAUGAAAAAUCCAAGUGCGAUUAUAGUGAUGAGAAGUAGUUUUGUCAAGAAUACAUACGCAUGUUUCGUGACAGUCAAAUGUGCAGGAUUACUUCCGACUAAACCUGCAGAACUGUCCCUGGUGGAUACCGACGGCUACGUGCGUAAAGCCAACUGGAGACCUGGGAAACGCUACAUGCUAGGUGCGGGCUGGAAAGACUUCGUUGAGACGCACAAUGUUCAAGAAAGUGAUGUCUGCGUCUUGGAGUUGAUUGACAGGUCUCAGGUAAACUGUAAACUUCUUGUCCACGUCUUUCGUGCCCGUGAGAUGGAGAGAGAGCACGAGCAAUCAAUCCCUGCUCCUGGAGCCACACCUGUAAUUGAAGCAUCUCCUCGGGCAAGGACUCACGCAGAAGGAAAGCGAGGUAGAGCAGCAAAUGGUCUUUUGUUGCCUGGCCUUUUACCAUCCACCCGCAAGCGCAGAAAAUCGAUUGCGAAAUCACUAAACAACGAAGUCGUGGAGAUAGGGCUUCCAGUACCUUCAACAUCGCCGGAUGAUGAAGUAGCGGAACCAGGUUUAACUUUUGAGCGAGGCAAGCCUACGAAACAAGGAUCGGCGACGAAGAGGGUGAGACGACACUCGAUGUCUACUCAUACACAAAUCAAGAAAGUUGCAAAAGAUGAAACGAGGUCAAGCCCCCGAGGUGCGGUGGUGGAGAAGCAGCAAGACUUGCUAGCAACACCAAGUCAGAAGUCUCAUAAACAUUACACAGUUAAAAAUCUAAUCGAUCGGCGGAGGGGAUUGCAGGGUGUAUUGUUUUUGGUUGAGCUUAAGGAAACAGUGAUACUCCAGGGUGGUAGCAAGAAGAAGCCAAAGAUGAGUGCAACGCAGGAUGGGAGAGGGCGAUGGUGGGUGCCGCAUCACCACUUCAAUCACGAUUUCAGCAGCUGUUAUAUUGAGUGACUGGACUGCGUAUUUGUGAAUAGAUGAUUGUCUUUUCAAAUUUCACAGCACGCAUAGCUUAUAACAGACUUGGGGUGAAGAAUCGUGACACUUGGUUACUUGAUAAGACAUUUUUCCAGCUCUCGGAGUUGCCUCCGCUCGCCUCUGAAAUGUAAGUUGAAUCCUUGGUAGGUUAUGUACCUUUCAGGAGUUUUUCUCAUUUGUUGUUUCA